UGUUUGUUAAAGUUCUGUUUCCCUGCCUUUCAGAUCGCCUUUAUUUCGCAGUUCUCUGCCAAAAACCAAAGAGUGGAGCUGCAGCUUCAGAUACCCAUUACUUCUGUGUAGACAAUGAACUUGUGUAUGAGAACUUCUAUGGAGAUUUUGGACCACUCAAUCUGGCAAUGGUCUACAAAUACUGCUGCAAGCUAAGUAAGAAAUUAAAGUCAUUUUCAUUGAUAAAGAAGAAAAUAGUUCAUUAUACUGGCUUUGAUCGAAAAAAGCAAGCAAAUGCUGCGUUUCUCAUAGGCUCCUACGCAAUAAUAUAUCUGAAACAAUCACCAGAAGAUGUAUACAAGCUUGUACUGGCUGGCAGUAUUUCAUAUCUUCCUUUCAGGGACGCUUCAUUUGGUACUUGCAGUUUUCAUCUAACAUUGCUGGACUGUUUUCACGCAAUAAACAAAGCUUUGCAGUAUGGUUUUCUGGAUUUUGAUGAAUUUGAUGUAAAUGAAUAUGAGCAUUAUGAGAGAGCAGAAAAUGGAGAUUUUAACUGGAUAAUACCAAACAAAUUCAUUGCCUUCAGUGGACCUCAUUCAAGAAGUAAAAUUGAAAAUGGCUAUCCCCAUCAUGCUCCAGAAGCUUAUUUCCCAUACUUCAGGAAACAUAAGGUCACCACUAUAAUACGCCUCAACAAAAAAAUGUAUGAUGCCAGACGUUUUACGGAUGCUGGAUUUGAGCAUUUUGACCUCUUCUUUGCUGAUGGAAGCACACCUAAUGAUACUAUUGUUAAAGCAUUUCUAAAUAUUUGUGAAAAUGCUGAAGGUGUUAUAGCCGUUCAUUGCAAAGCUGGUCUUGGACGAACUGGCACACUUAUUGCCUGUUAUAUUAUGAAGCAUUAUCGAAUGACAGCUGCUGAAACUAUUGCCUGGAUUAGAAUAAAUAGACCAGGUUCAGUGAUUGGACCACAACAACAUUUCCUGAUGGAAAAACAGCCAGAACUUUGGAGAGAAGGAGAUCUUUUCCAUGCAAAAUUGAGACGAAACUGUGAAAUGGGUGUAACAGGAAUCGUAUCCGGAGUAGGUCAUAUUUCAAUUAAUGGUGUUAGAAACAGGAGAACCAUCCAAAACGACACGGAACUGUACAGUGAUGAAGAUGAAACAGACUGUGUAACACAAGGUGAUAAGCUUCGUGCUCUGAAAAGUAAAAGAAAAGCAAAAUCUACAACCGCAUCUCCACUAAAAUGGCUCCUAGCUAUGCUGGUGUCUACACUGUGUAGCAUUGUCAUCUGGUGGAUUGUAUGUGGCUCCCUUCUUCCCAGCCUGCUAUUCUGUCUAGAUGGUUUAAGAACAUAGUAACCAUCAGGACCCCCUGAAAGAGAGCCACUGUCAGCCAGUCCAUCACAAGAACUAGGACAGUAUUGCGUUAAAAUUUCAAAUCGGCAAGCAAUUUUGAAAGGGGAUAUCCAGGCAUGAAGGGGAUACAACUUGACACUUGAUUGCAAUUCUAGGAAGAUUGUCUUCGGCGUCAUUUAAACAGAAGAAACUUACUCACACUCGUUAAAUAAAACUGGCAACAUGCUUGGUGUACAAUUUCUUAAUUGAUAAUUCUUCCUCAAGCAAAACCAACAAAAUAUGUGUGAAUUCAGACUCAGGUGUAAAUACUUGAGCUCUCUAUUUUGAAGAGGGCUCCCAUGUAUAUUUGAUGCAUGUGUAUAAAAUGUGAUGGCAAUCAAUUAGAGCUGCUGACCACCAGAAGUGGAAAAAAUGGUGGGAGUUUUUAAUAUAUGAAUCUGUGUUUUUCAUUCAGACUUGGCUCAGGUCUCUACUUGAGACUGAAACCCAACCACAGAGGCUUUGUGCUCAUAGAAUUGGUACUCUCUUGUGUUAAUUGGCUUUAUAUGACUUUUUUUUUUUUUUUUUAAUGAAGUCCCAGUGUUGAGAAUACAAAGUAAUUCUUGUCUGCCAAAGACUGCUUUAUUUUCAGUGAUUUUUUUUUUAUUUCAAUUUUGGAGGGGAAGAUAAAAAAAAAAAAAAAGGACAACUGAAAGCUAUUGUCUCAUUUUUAAUAGUGAUAGGUUUUCAAUUGUUCUUAACCACUAGUUCUUUUACCUAUUUGUAAUUGCUUUAAAUCUGGUAUGAUUGUAAGAAGGAGGAAAAACAUUUAAAGCAGUGAAGUGUCAUUACUCUUCAUAUCUUCAGGUCUUUUAGAUGAACCUUUAUACUACCAUAUCUGAAAGGUAAGACUUUUUCCCCAGGAUUCAUUGGUAGAUUUAAUAAUUUAUGAAUGUUACUGGGUUUCUGGUGUUGAUGAUGAUGUUGUUUUGCUUGAACAUACUUAAUGAGUGUAGCACUUUUUUUUUUUUUUUUUAAAGAAAUAUACACUUUCUGUACAACUGAAAUUGAUAAUAGAACUCAGGAGCAGAUUCAGUUGGGAAUAUCUAAUUACAAUGAUUACAAAACUACUGCUUACCUCAGUUAAAAGCAGUGAAGUUUUUAGAGAGUGAAAUUUUCAUCCACUACAAGUCUUAAAACACUGGCAACCUUCUUUCCCUUCUGUAUUCACGUUAUGAGGUAUGUCUCAAAAGCUUGUUUUGAAGUGAGGCAUUCUUGCUGCCUGGAAGCCUAUAGCUGCAUUUUCCUCAAGUGAGAACUACUGCCAUGUAGACUUAGAUAGAAUACAGUUCUCUCUUCAUUUUGUAACUCUUACAGAAGAAAGAAAUAGAAAAGGAGACCUGGAAUCAUGGGAUCAUAGAAUCCUUAGAGGUGGAAGGGACCUUUAAAGGGAAUGUAGUCCAACUCCCCAGCAGUGAAUAGGGACAUCCACAGCUAGAUCUGGUUGCUUGGAGCCUGGCCUAGUUUGGCCUUGAGUGUCUCCAGGGAUGAGGCAUCCACCACAUUCGCUGCAACCCGCUCAGUGCCUCACUACCCUCACUGUAAAAGACUUUUUCCUUAUAUCCAACCUAAAUCUUCCCUCUUUAAGUUUGAAACCAUUUCCUCUUGUCCUGUCACCACAGACCCUGCUAAAAAGUCAGUCCACUUCUUUCUUGUAGCUUCCAUUUAGACACUUGAAGGUGUUCAGUUCAUUGCUUCAUUUUUGGGGCCCUCCUCUGGAUGUGUUCCAACAGGUCUGUGUCUCUCCUGCACUGAGGACUUUGCAUCUGGAUGAGGUCGAGGUUUCUCCAGCAGAGCGUAGAGUGGCAGGAUUGCCUCAUUCACCCUUCCAGACACACUUUUUCAAUGUACUUGGAUAUGAUUGGCCACCUGGGCUGCAAGGGACAGUGUUGGCUCAUGUUCAGCUUGCCACCCACUAGGACCUCCAAGUCAUAUUUGGCUGGGAAUUGUAGCAACACAACAUUUUUUUAAGAUCCAGAUUGUAUUUGCAGGGUGGAGGAUUUUCUUUCUAUGAAGAAAGAACUAUUUUCAAAUGAAAGGAAGUGUUCUGUUACACUAGUGGUUUCUCAGUGCCCUUAUGAAUAACUGCACGUGGGUUUGAAUACUUUUUUGUGGCCAAAGAAGAGCACUGAGAGAGAGGAGGCAGGAUGUAAAAUGUACAAUGAUAGCAUCUAUGAGUGUGUAUAAAUAUACAUAUAUGUUUGUAUACUCCAGAUUUGCAAAUAUGAACACAAAAUAGUAAAGGUUUGUAUGGUACAAGAUAAGGAGCACUGAGGCUUAUACCAUGUCUUGUUUGUUUGUUUGUUCUUGUUUUCCACUUAAUCUUCACUAUCUCUUCCAAUCUUCCUGGUGAGAACCACCCAAAAAACAGGACAGAACUCAACCUGAUAGUGAUAAAAAUUUUACUUCCUUUUUUUUUUUUUUUUUUCUUUUUACCUUCUUUGCCAAAACUGCAGCAGGUGAUGUGUUGCACAAAUAUGAAUCCUUUAUUUUUGAAGGAAAUUUUCAUCUUGAAAAUUUUUAUCAGUGAACUUCCUUGCAAGUCUUAACAGGCAGAAAAAUUCUGAGUUGGAUUUUCCCUUUUUUAAAGUAACCAGCAAAAUAAUUAGUACUUCGAAGUUAAUUAGAAGCAAAUUUGCUUAAAUUUGCACACUGCAUGUCAACUCAAGCUAAACCAAAACUGUAUUUGGCAUGAAUAUCCAGUGCCGAGUAUCUUGCUGAGAAGCACCUAAGUGUCAGAGUUUCAGAUAUUAACAUGAAAGCUCUCCAAGCAGUCUCACAUGGUGAAUUAACCCAUUACCUCGUUGUGUCUCAUCUAAUUGUUUUGCUUUGUCUGCCUAAGUUUUUAGUACUUUGUCUUCUAUCCUUACUGCACCAUACCAAAGCUGUCUUAAGUACAGUUAAGAAGAGUAGCCAUGGAUGAGGGAGUCCUUGGUUCCAAAUCUUGUUUGAAAUGUGAAGUAUUGCGUGCCAAAAAGGAGCAGCUGUAUGACAGCAGCGCAACAGAGCUGCUGAAGGAACUUUAUUUCUGCUGUUACCAACUAGCAAUUUUGGUUAAAUUAUUUCCACUCUUUCAACACGUGAUAUGGAUUUUUCUGUGAUCUCUGCAACAUAUUCAGUAGCUGUGGUAUCUUAGGUUAAAUUGCUAACUUCCAUUACAGUAUCAGUAUAAUUAAUGAAAACAAAAAGGCAGUUCACUUUUAGAUGAAGGGGUUUGGGGCGGGGGGGGGGGGGGGGGGGUGGGGAGGAGUUAAAGAAGUUAAAUCAGACCAUGUCCUUUUGCCCCAGGAUGACAGAAUAAGUGCUACUUUAAAAAGAACAAUAAUUAUAACAAAGAAAAACAAUAUUUGUAGAGACUCAUGCAUUAAAAUGGGGGGAGGAAAAAGUUACAUUUGCCAACUUGUUGCACUGCAGCUUUUAUAUUAAUAGUUUGCAGACUGUCUUAUGUAAACUCGUGUGCAGACUAUCAAGAUCUAGAAGUCUUUGACUAAUCUGUACUAUUCAUCCUGAUUAUUUUUAAAUUGUAUAUUUCUAAUCAUAUUUUUUUAACUUGGAUUGACAGAAUGGGAGUUUAUUUUGCUGGAGGUAUUUUUAAGAUAAAGCUUCAUAUUAUCUUGUAAUAUCGAAUAGUUCAAUAUGUGUCUCAUUGGAAAAUAGUGCAUAUUGUAUUUGGUUUUAUACAAAAUAUUGAAUAGUGAAAAUUGUAAACAUGAAUUAUGUAAAAUUAAAAAUGAUCAUCAGAA
Messenger RNA from Coturnix japonica (Japanese quail), 5116 nucleotides. The record is from RefSeq and is a predicted model, not a curated record. Lineage: Eukaryota; Metazoa; Chordata; Aves; Galliformes; Phasianidae.